Nezara viridula (southern green stink bug) is the source of this 1924-nucleotide messenger RNA. NCBI's taxonomy places the organism in Eukaryota, Metazoa, Arthropoda, Insecta, Hemiptera, Pentatomidae. The record is from the annotation of a GenBank genome assembly.
UGCUGGCCUGGUGUCAGCUUUUCACUUGUUGAUUCCUAAAUUGUUGAUUUCAGCAGAAUUGUAGUCAAUUUAGUAUUUAGGACAAUUUGUGUUGUUUUCUGUUAGAUUUUGUUUUUUGUGUUUCCUCUGUAUUCUAAUCAAGAGAAGAUGACUAGUGUUCAGAAAACCAUAAAUUUUCCUGCUAAAAAGAGAUUUUUGACACGUUUUCAAGCGAAACAUGAAGGAAAAGAAAAUAAUCAAACUGUAAAUGAUCAGAAAAACAACUCACCUUCUAAGGAAAAUGCUAUUAAAAGAAGUUCUAGUGAAGCCAUUCUGAAUGAAAAUAGUUGCAGUCCUCCUAAAACUCCAAAAAAUGAAUCAAAGGAAUCAUCAACUAGCAUUCCUCUAAAAGAAGAUGAAAACUUGUCUCAGGCUAUUAGAGUUCUUCAUUCUGGUCAACCCCAAAAAUUGUACCAACGUCGUGACAAAAUUGACAAUAUUUCAGAAAUUAUAUUAAAAGCUCUAGAGAUUAGGGAAUCAACAACAAUUUAUAUAUCUGGACCUCCUGGAACUGGUAAAACAGCCUGCGUGAACCAUGUUAUUUCACAGAGUAGUAUUUCUAAUAAUUACAAAAUUGUUUAUGUGAACUGUACUGGACUGAAAUCUGCGAAUGCUGCUUUUAAAAGAAUUGCUUCUGAAUUGAAAAUUAAGGUUGUAGGUAGUGAAAAAAAAAUUUUGGAUGCAAUUGAGAAUCAUCUGAAGACCACUCAAAAAAUGAUAAUGCUUAUUCUUGAUGAAAUGGAUCAGUUAGAAAGUAAAAAGCAAACCCUUUUAUAUACCAUAUUUGAGUGGCCUUUAAUGUACAAAUCGAACCUAGUUCUCCUUGGAAUAGCUAAUGCUCUUGAUUUAACUGAUAGAAUUCUGCCAAGACUGGAGGCCAAGCUGGACAUUUUACCAAUAUUAAUUAAUUUUCCACCAUAUUCAAGAGAAGAAAUCUGUGAAAUAUUAACUGAUAGAUUAAAAGAGGGUGGAGUAGAUGAUGUACUAAAAGGAGGGGCUCUUCAGCUUCUUGCUAGUAAGGUUGCAGCUGUUUCAGGAGAUUUACGCAAGGCAUUAGACAUAGGGAGAAGGGUUCUCGAAAUUACUCAAAGUAAAUCAGAAAGUAGCAAGCAAGUGUCUUUACAGGAUGUUCUGUUAGUGGUUAAUAAUGUGUAUGGAACUUCUAGUACCUUAAAUGGCUGUACCAAUUCAGAAAAUGCUGAAAGUUUUCCGUUACAUCAAAAAAUGUUGAUUUGUACUAUGAUUUUAAUAAAGAAAAAUUCCAAAUGUAAAGAAAUUACUGUUGGGAGGCUUCAUGAUGUUUAUAAAAAAGUUUGUGCCAAAAAAAACAUGACUGCUAUUGAAAUAUCGGAGUUUCUUGGUCUUUCUGAACUAGUAGAAUCCCGAGGAGCUAUUAAAAUUCAAGGAAAAACAAGGAACAGAUUAUCCAAGGUGCUAUUAAUGUGGGAUGAAGCUGAAAUUGAAAAUGCAUUGCAAGACAAACAGUUACUUGCAACAAUAUUAGAUGAUGUGUCAUGUUUGAAAUGAUUGAGAACUAUCUUUGAAUUGUUUACAAUAAGUUUGUAUAUAUAAUUAAGCACGAUACUUUUAAAGUUUCCUUUCAAUUUUUAGCUGGUUAUUUUUAUUUUAUACAUAAAUUAUUUUACUUUGUUACAUAAUGAUAUUUUGUUGAUAAAGUGGCUUUAUUAUUCUAUAAUGUUUAAAUAUCUUCCAAACCUUUGGCAUUUAUUUAAAUAUUUAAUUAAUCACUUUUUUUUUUUUAUUUGAAAAACAGUUUUUUUUUUAACACCUUAGAGUAACACCAAAGAAUAAGAAUAAUAUGUUAGCAAUUAUGAACUGACCUGACUUAUAUUUAUUUAUUUAUUGUACUUUUGAAUGUUGUAAC